UAUCCAACACAUGGAGUUACGGACAGCAAUUCUUCAAUCAUUUUCUUCGCUUCUACCACCAAGGUUUGCCGCAGUUAAACCCAGUGCAGAUUUUACUUCUCCCUUCUUAUUCAUUGCAAAUUCACUUCGACCUUCAUGCUUCACUUUUACUUCCAAAGAUCAGCAGCACUCGUUUCCAGCUAAUGCUGUUGCUCGUGACACAAGGGCAGUGCCAAAUUGUAUCAGGGAACGGUUGUCAUGUACUGGUACCUCCAGUGCUGCUUGUUCUUGUGAUGAUCCCAAUGGAAGUGAUGAGAAAAGGGAUGAUAAUGAUGGUACAGGGUUCUUGAAGGAUUACCAAAUGACUAGAGAUUGUGACAAGCUAAUUGAGGCUUUCAUGGUGGACGAGCCUGCAUUGACUGAUUGGAGAAGGUUGUUAGUUUUCAACAUGGAGUGGAGCAAUAUCAGGGUCCAUUUUUUCAGACACUGUCAGGAUAGAGCAGACACUGAAGACAAUCCGCUGAUGAAGAACAAGCUGCUAUGGCUUGGAAGGAAGCUUAAAGAGAUAGAUGAAGAUGUGCAGAGACACAAUGAACUUCUUGAAAUGAUCAAAGGGACUCCAUCUGAUAUCAGUAAAAUUGUUUCCAGGAGUCGUAAAGAUUUCACGAAAGAUUUCUUUGUGCAUCUUCAUAUAGUAGCUGAAUCUUACAACGACAAUCCAAAAGCACAAAAUGAUUUGGUAAAGCUUCGGAACACAUGCUUGGCUGCUGUAAAAGUCUAUGAUGCUGCAACUGAAAGCAUUGAAGCACUAAAUACUACAGAGUUGAACUUUGAAGAUAUUAUCAAUUCUCCUCUGGAUGCUUCCUGCGGGAUAGACAAUUUGGCUGAGCAAAGUCAAUGUUUCAAUCAAGAAUUAGUAGCUCAUUGGUUGCGGUUGUGUUGUAAUGUGGAAGAAGUAGGAAGGGUACACGCAAUUGUCUUGAAAUGUUUUAGAGAUUUAGUUACUUAUGUUGAUAAUAAUUUGAUUUGCAGUUAUUUGAGAUUGGGUAAUUUAGCUCAGGCUCGUAGAGUGUUUGAUGGAAUGUCAAGAAGGAAUACAGUUACAUGGACUGCUAUUAUUGAUGGGUAUUUAAAAUUUAACUUGGAUGAUGAAGCUUUUAAGUUAUUUCAUGAUUCCAUUAAACAUGGAGUUCCAGUGAACUGUAAGAUGUUUGUUUGUGUCUUGAAUUUGUGUGGUAAAAAAGUGGAUUUAGAACUGGGGAAACAAAUCCAUGCUUACAUCUUGAAAAGCAACUGGAGGAAUUUAAUUGUUGACAGUGCAGUUGUUCAUUUUUAUGCAAAAUGUGGUAAGAUAUCAAGUGCAUUUCAAACAUUUGAUCGUAUGGCAGAGCGAGAUGUGGUAUGUUGGACAACUAUGAUUACUGCUUGUUCCCAACAAGGGCUUGGACAUGAUGCCUUGUUGUUGUUGUCUCAAAUGCUAGGUGAUGGGUUCUUUCCUAAUGAAUAUACCAUAUGUGGUGCACUAAAGGCUUGUGGAGAGAAUAAAGCAUUGAAAUUUGGGACUCAGCUGCAUGGUGCCAUAGUAAAGAAAAUCUGCAAGAGUGAUGUUUUUAUAGGAACUUCCCUAGUUGAUAUGUAUGCAAAAUGUGGGGAGAUUGUGAAUUCCAAAAAAGUGUUUGAUAGAAUGAGGAUUAGAAAUACAGCUACUUGGACGUCUAUUAUAUCAGGAUGUGCUCGAAAUGGGUUUGGUGAUGCGGCCAUAAGCUUUUUUCGGUUAAUGAAGAGAAAAAAAGUACAUGUUAACGAAUUGACAAUUGUAAGUGUCUUGAUGGCUUGUGGCACAAUUAAGGCUGCGCUAAUCGGAAGAGAAGUUCACGCACAGAUAAUCAAAAGUUGUAUCCAUUCUAACAUGUACAUAGGAAGCUCUUUGGUAUGGUUCUACAGCAAAUGUAAAGAAUACCCUCGUGCUUUCAAGGUGCUCCAACAUAUGCCUUUUAAGGAUGUUGUUUCAUGGACUGCAAUUAUCUCUGGGUGCACCAGGCUUGGGCUUGAAUCAGAGGCUAUGGAGUUUUUGCAGGAAAUGAUGGAGGAAGGUGUGUUACCUAACUCCUAUACUUACUCAUCAGCUCUGAAAGUGUGUGCAAAUUUAAAAGCUCCAGUGCAAGGAAAAUUGAUUCAUUCCUAUGCAAGCAAGACCCCUGCCUUGUCUAAUGUAUUUGUAAACAGUGCUUUAAUAUGCAUGUAUGGGAAAUGUGGAUUUGUUUCUGACGCUUUUCAAGUUUUUGACAACAUGCCAGAGAGGAAUUUGGUUUCUUGGAAAGUCAUGGUCUUAAGUUAUGCAAAGAAUGGACAUGGUAGAGAGGCUCUGAAGCUCAUGCGUAGAAUGCAAGCUGAAGGUUUUGUGGUGGAUGAUUAUAUCCAUUCAACGGUUCUUACUGCGGUUGGAAACAAUGAGCUUGGAGACACUGAUUGGGAUAUCGAGUCUUCUUCACAUUACUCGCAUUCCUUGUAAUCUUCUGCAAGAUAGGAGCAUCAAUACGCCUGAACAUAGUAACAUAAGUGGAUGUACCUAAUUAGAUGUAUAGCAGCUAAUGGAUAAUGUAUAUUUUGAAUAGAUGAGGAGGAUACAGAAAGGUUUUGAGUAACGGUGUACUAGCAUAUGUCAGUGAUAGCCUUCAUUUGUUGUCUUUGUAUGUACCCUUAAUGUAAAAUACUUAACAUGAUGAAAAAA
This is a messenger RNA of Gastrolobium bilobum, 2710 nucleotides long. Its product is annotated as pentatricopeptide repeat-containing protein At4g18520, chloroplastic. Gene Ontology annotation, molecular function: protein binding; RNA binding. Gene Ontology annotation, biological process: RNA modification. NCBI's taxonomy places the organism in Eukaryota, Viridiplantae, Streptophyta, Magnoliopsida, Fabales, Fabaceae. The transcript is spliced from 4 exons. Bases 11 to 2491 code for a protein of 826 amino acids. The record is from RefSeq and is a predicted model, not a curated record.